This is a messenger RNA of Coffea eugenioides, 818 nucleotides long. RefSeq names its product EPIDERMAL PATTERNING FACTOR-like protein 2. Lineage: Eukaryota; Viridiplantae; Streptophyta; Magnoliopsida; Gentianales; Rubiaceae. The transcript has 2 exons. The record is from RefSeq and is a predicted model, not a curated record. Bases 492 to 818 code for a protein of 108 amino acids. Gene Ontology annotation, biological process: guard cell differentiation; stomatal complex development.
CUGAAUUCUAAAUUCUAAUACUACUGCUGGAUGCUAAUGGGCAAUUUCUCUCUUUCUUCCAUUAUACUACGUACGUUCAAAAGGUCUGGACUAGUCUGGCUCAUGGAACGAGGUUAAGGUUCUUCCCUUUUCGCACCUCUCUUCCCUUUUGCUUGCUUCUCACAACUUUUUGAACUUACUGCCCAAACUGUUUUGUCCUUCCACGUUGUUCCAUCAUCUGAGAUGAUCAGCACUCUAGGAAUCCGCAGCUGGAGAGCGACCUAUGUUAGUAUCAGCUUAUUCUUUCCCAAUUUCACUGACGCUUCCUUUUCUUUCAUCUCUUGUUAAACUCUUCUGCUGAUUUACUUCACAUCUCUAUCAUCAACACUGCCUUUCCAGUUCCCACCUCCUACUUAAUUCCCUCUCCCUCCUUCCAUCUUUUUCUCAUCGCAAUUUCCCAACUCCGCCAACUCUCAAAACUCUCAUCUCUUCUGCUCUAUACUUUCUCUGAAAUGGGUAGCCGUCAGGGCCUCACAUACAGCAGGCUUCACCAUUUUGCCAUUUCUGUUCUCAUUCUCCACCUGGUUUUUAGCUCAUCCCACCUGCGAAUAUUGUUCAACGCUGAAGGUAGACCAAUAGCUAAAACUGUUAGCAAUUCAAAGAUAGGUUCGAGGCCGCCGCGGUGCGAUCGGAAAUGCAGCGCUUGUGGGCACUGCCAAGCUAUUCAGGUGCCUACAAAUCCCCAAAUCAGAGACGGGCACCAGAAUUAUCCCAGAAACUCCACCACUACUGUUUCCACGAUUUUUCAUUCCAGAGGAGAUGAUUACUCAAGCCCAUGA